UGAACCUGCGAAUAUAUGUACUCCGGAGCGAACGAAGCGGCAGCAGAGACUACUCCUCUCCAGGACUCGGCAAAGGGAACCCAGGACUAUGAGAGCUCUUCUGAUCUUGGUGGCCGUGUUGGCGCUGGCUUGCCUCGUCGCCUGUGACGCCGAAGCAGAACCCCAUCUACCCUUCUUGGGCGGACUGGGGGGGUUGGGGGGAUUAGGGGGAUUGGGAGGGUUUGGAGGUGGGGGAUAUGGAGGUCGGGGCUAUGGAGGUCGGGGCUUUAGAGGACGAGGCAUCGGGAGAGGCUUCGGGAGACGAGGCUUUGGAGGAAGAGGAGGGUUUGGAGGAAGAGGAGGGUUUGGGGGCCACGGCCUGACGCUCCCUCUCUUCGGCGGCCACCACCACCACUGGUAAACCAACACGAGGCGGAGGCGAGGCAAGUGACGUCAUGGAGGAUUCCGUCUUUUCACUAUAACGAAGGGAUAGUUGCUGAUAUGAUGUUGUUUUGUCUCUCUCGUAUCUCUCUGUGUUGUAUCUUCCAAUGGUAGAUACAGUGUGUAUUGUGAUGAACAAAGCAAGGCAUUUUGC
Messenger RNA from Penaeus vannamei (Pacific white shrimp), 574 nucleotides. Lineage: Eukaryota; Metazoa; Arthropoda; Malacostraca; Decapoda; Penaeidae. The record is from RefSeq and is a predicted model, not a curated record.